UUUGCGCGAAGUACGAGCAUACGCUCUCCUCCUUCUGUCAGCCACCGAGUUUUGAACUUUCGCGCUUCGGCUAUACGCCCUCCGCAGACGAGUUCGCUGCUCCGCCAAGACAUAACGUCUCUGGAUGCCUCCUUAGCGGUCAUCGAUGCUGCAGACACUGACACGUCCAAUUACGCUCGCCUCGCUAGCCAUCGCGCUCAGCUCGCAGAAUGCAAGGCCCGGAAACAGGUUUUGGCAGCUCCCAUCUUCCGUCUCCCGCCGGAGCUGCUAGUGCUCAUCAUACACGCUGCCCUGCCGCCAACUUGGACGGCCGCCGCCGUCGGCGCCACACGUUUUCCGCUCCUGGAAACUUGCUUUCGGAUUCGGCGCACGGCACUGGCCAUGCCUGAAUUGUGGUGCAAAAUUGUCAUGAAGAGUCUCAAUGCCAAGAAGGUUGACCGCUUCUACGUAGUCGCGCAGCUGUACGUGGACCGGUUCAAGCCUCACCCGGUGGACAUCAUUGCUAAAUGCGUGCUGUUCGACUCCCAGUACAAUCUGUGGGUAAUGGCUCACAUGGAUCGCAUACGGAGCAUUGAUUGGUAUAUCAAAGCUGAUGUGGUACAUGGGUCUCACAUCUCUGCGCCGUCACUUGAGAGCGCCACCCUCUCAGCCUACCGUAAUCCACAAGACUCCCGCAUCCUCACCUUCAUCCACGCACCUCGACUGACGAAUGUGCAUAUGGACGCUGCAGCCCCCUCGUACUUUGGCAUCCCUUGGGCGCAACUGGAGAGCUUGACAAUUCUUAACAUGGCAUUUAGCCCCCACGACCUGCGCACUCUCCAGUUAUUGACCUUCCUCAAAUUGCGCGUCCUCAAGCUCUCGCGCUGUGGUUACCGUCUCGCUGCGUUCAUCAAUGCUCCCAACCUCAUCGAGAUCACCGUGUCGGCGAGAGCCAGCUUUAUGGGAACCGAUCCAUGUCGUCACUCUCUUCUUAGAUCGUCCGUGCGUUCGCUGCUCACGCGCGACUUGUCUUCUCUACACAAUUUGUCUCUCAAAGGAUUUCUGUGUUCACAUCGGGACGGCGAGCUGGAAGACCUCGUCUCCAUCCUGCACCUCGCGCCCCAGCUCGAGCGCCUCAGACUCGCAUACGAGCUCUUCGCCUUGUGCGAUUUGCCCCUCCUGCAGAGGCUGGUUACCCCUCAUUCGGGCCUGCAUCCCCUCCUGCCUAAUCUGGCGCACCUUACCCUCGAGUACGACGACAUCGCCCCGGAAUUCGAGUUCGGCGACGUUUCAAAGGAACUGGUGCUUUCCCGCUGGGGUGCGGACGGCGCAGAGUCCAGGGAGUGCAUGUCAGUCCGCUCGCGCAAUUGCAGAGGGGAUGAGUACUGCGAAUGUUUGGGGCUGCACAAUUGGAUAGCGGGGGUGAAGGGCAAGGGGGUCUUCGUCAAUUCGAAAAUGUGCAAAUCCCCACUACUGUAG
Messenger RNA from Schizophyllum commune H4-8, 1458 nucleotides. RefSeq lists its product as uncharacterized. The record is from RefSeq and is a predicted model, not a curated record. Lineage: Eukaryota; Fungi; Basidiomycota; Agaricomycetes; Agaricales; Schizophyllaceae. The annotation marks the transcript as partial. The transcript is spliced from 2 exons.